Molecule: messenger RNA, 2278 nt
Organism: Oldenlandia corymbosa var. corymbosa
Lineage: Eukaryota; Viridiplantae; Streptophyta; Magnoliopsida; Gentianales; Rubiaceae
Source: the annotation of a GenBank genome assembly
AGGCCCUCAUUCCUCAACAUGGUGAAGCUAAUAAAUAACAUGGAGAAAAAAAGAAAAAAAAGAAAAAGAAAAGAAAAGCAUAACAAUGAGCUAACCAACCAACGAACACAAACUGCUGACCAUGAUUUUAUGAUUUAACUGAUUUGAGUUGAUUCCCCCAUAACACCCAAAUGUAAGUCAAAACCACCAGUCAAUGAGUCGAAUGAUUGUGUACUUGUCCGAAAAAACCUGAUGACUUCUAAUUCUUUUAUAAAUCGGAAUUCAGCGACCCGCAUUGAGCUGGCAGUCGGCCACUAACUACCAAUCCAACUCAACAACGACGAGCUUUCCACAUCUUUCAUACUCAUGUUCAUCCACUAAUCUCAAGAGCUGCUCUGCUAAUUCCACACUCCUUUACAUCAUCACCGCCUUUUUGUGGGGACUUUCUAAUUUUUAAAUUUUUCCUUUUGAAAGCUCAUCAAUCUAAUAAUUGAUCAAGUAGGAGGAUACUAAAAGGGGGAGGAAACCAAGCAAAAAUCGAACUUUUCAUUAUUAUUAUUAUUAUUAUUGGUUUUUGCUGAUAAAAAUGGAAGUUUCAGAGAAUUCCCAGGUGGAAAAUAGCCAGAAAGACAGCCCAGAUGAUUCAGGAAAAGUUGAAGUGGAAGUGGAAGACGGGGUUGAUUCUGGGGAAGUAAACAAAGAUGGCGGCUCGGCAGAGUGGGCUGUUGAAGUAAGUCAAGAUUGGAAAGAAGGCAAAGAAAACGUGGAGGAUUCAAGAUCUGAUGAUGUCACUGCUGAAGAAGAAAAGGGAAAAGAAGCUGAAAGUUCGAGUCUUUUUACCAGGGUUGCUUCUGAAUUACCAGUUUCAGAUGCUAAAAAUGUUGAGGCAUCUUCAGGGGUUAUUGCUUCUGUGAAAAAAGAACCUGAUGCUGAUCCAUAUGUUCCGACUAGUUCUGGUGGUGUGGAAAUUGGUGCUCCUGAAGUGUCCGAAAUUCCCAGAAAUACCGAAGAUGAUCAGACAUAUACAACUUUGAGUCAUCAAACACGGGCUUCUUGGUUGAAUUGUUGUGGUCUGUUGGACGCUUUCAAGGGUUGGAAUCAGUAAAUUUAGGUGAGCAAGGCUGCUAAUUGAAGAGCUUUAAAGUUUCAUAUUCAUCUCAAUUACUACAAUUGAGUACCAUGUUGUUCAUGUAUAGAAUAAUAUGGUGUUUUAAUUUCCUUGAAAAAUCGACCACUUUAGCAAUAACUGGUUUAGAAAUUUUAGUUUACUUUCGCACUUCAUGGCAAAUAAUAUAUAAGCUUUAUUUCAUGUUCAAUGCUUUGCUGGAACACAGGUCAAGGUGGUUUUGGUUUGCGGGUUGGUGAAGCUUUUGAGAGCCUGGAUUUUCAUUGUUUUUGUUUGGUGAGGAUGCCAUCAACCUAGUUGGUGAUGCUUUUUUUUUUUUUUUUUGUACUUUUAUGAUUGUUUUGAUAUAUGAUUGUGAAAUUGUAAAUGAAAUCACAUUCAAUGACUUGUGGAGUGAGGGUGUAGUUGAGGGCUAAAGAGUAGAGAUCAGAUUAUUCUUCUAUUCAAAACUCCUGCGCGUUUGUUUUUGCUGUGUGAAAAAAUGUUGCAAGCACAAGUAAUUUGUUCAUUUCUUCUCCUCUUCUUGUUUCGGGUUUCAAUCUUUCAUCUAGUGCAACAUACAACCCAAUCAUUUUGGGACGAAAAGAAUAGAACGUUGAAGCAGAAGCCGCGGAAAUGAACAUCUUCUUUGGCUUGAUUACUGAGAUUUCCAAGAGAAAAACAUCGUUUUUGCGGCAAAUUUAUAAGCUGCAUCAAAGGAUGGGCUUCACAAAAGCGGAAAUUCAGAAAGAUAACCUGGCAAAAGCAUCCUUCCCUGUUCCCAGUUCCCAUCCAAAUUGGAUCCUUCCCUUACUGAAACUUGUUGGUUGAAAGAGAUGCAUCGCUUUUUACAAAAUCCCUUCGUUAAAACCUGUUAAAAAAAAAGCAGCUCAUAAGAUGGUGUUAGUUCCGCACUUGGAUAACUAUGAUUUCAACUUGCAAGUUGCUAAAGAUCGCUCCAAAUAAAUCACUCUAUUGUAGCAAGUCUUGGAUCCACCUAAAAGGGACUAAUUUCCAUUUCCCUUGCAAACUUUAGGGGAGUAGUAUACCCUACUAUCUCAAAUGAUUGAAUGAAAAUUUUAGAGUAAUUAUUGGAAAAAAAAAAUGGAUGGAUGUAUUGUGGAAAUUAAAUGACAGCUUGGUUAAGAACUGAUGUUGUACUUCUUGAAGGUAGACUCGAGCACAAUUCCUACU